Molecule: messenger RNA, 1899 nt
Organism: Fusarium sp. VM40
Lineage: Eukaryota; Fungi; Ascomycota; Sordariomycetes; Hypocreales; Nectriaceae
Source: the annotation of a GenBank genome assembly
AUGGCAUCUAAUACCGAAUCUCGGCCACCAAAGCGCAGCCGAAUAUCCGAGUCGUGCAAGUUAUGCCGAUCGAAAAAGACUCGAUGCGACGGACAACGCCCGAGAUGCUCACCAUGUUUAAGCAAGAAUGCUCCAUGCGAAUACAACGAGCCGGGUGUUCCAAUUUCUAGUGAGAUUCUAGCCAAGAUUGCACUCCUUGAUGAGAGAGUGCAACAGUUGGAAGCCGAAUCAAUUGCUAGACAAUCCCGGGCUACUUCGACCACUUUUCCAUCUACAUCUAAACUGCAGGAUGAACAGUCAUUGGCUUAUGCUGACAACCCAACUGCGCAGUUCAUUUCAUCUGUUACGCAGGCCUCAGCUACCGAUCAGAGCGACCCUAAAGUUCAAACGCACCAUGGGCCUCACCAGAUCGCAUCAUCUAACGGUAUAAUCCCACUUCAAGUCAGCCUCCCACCGAGAGAAAUUGCCGAUGACUUUGUUGACUGCUAUGAGAGAAUGGUAUAUCCCAUAUUUCCUGUCCUUCAUCUACCAACCUUCAAAAGGAGAUAUCUUCAACUCUGGGAACGUGCUUCCAGCGCUCAAGCUGUAGACACAACCUUUAAAGCAACUAUCAAUAUGGUGUUUGCUCUGGGUUGUGUGAACAGUUCCAAGAUCGAGCCAGCCCUCAUACUAAAGACAGCUAGCACGUUUUAUGACCGCGCUCGUGGUAUCAUGCCCCUAGACUCACUGGAUAGUCCAAGCAUUGAGGUGGUUCGGUAUCUCCUCUUGACAGGUAAUUACCUAAGCUUUACCAAAUACUCCAAUCGAUAUUGCAACACAAUGGCUGUGGCCAUUCAGGUUGCACAGACCAUAGGUUUACAUCAAGCUCAGAAGCCACCUUCGUCAAACCAGCUACAACUAGAGAUGGGGAAACGAGUCUGGCAUUUAUGCUUGACUAUGCAAAGAUUGAUGUCAUCACUUUUUGGAUGGAGCAGUUUAGUGAUGCACGAUAACACAUGCCCACUCCCCGAAAUGAUUGACGAUGAGUAUCUUCUAGAAGAAGGGGUUGGCAUUCAACCACCGGGCAGACCUUGUUUGUUGGACGCCCUGGCGAUCGGUGCUCGAAUUUUCAACGUUGUGGCCGAGGCUCGUGAGGUCAACAUCACCUCGUUUACCGGCGAAGCAAAGAUGCCAGAGCUGACAAGUCUAAUUGAACUCGACGGAAAACUCAACAAUAUCGAAGCUGAUCUGCCACAUCAUUUAAGGUACGAUUCGAAUGUGGGGGAUACCCCAAGAGAUAAAGUACUUAGGUUCCAGGCCGAAGUGACGAAUUUGAGGAUUAUUUACGUGCGACUGCUGCUCCUGCGACCCAGUCUACUCGCAACAGCCCGACAGCUUCUAACAAACCGAGAACCAGAACCCGACAUUCAACAAUCCCGCAUUGAAAUUACUCUGCGUGAUGAAACUUAUCAAAUUUGCGUUCAUAAUGCCCUCUCAGCACUUGACAUACUGCACACAAACCUCCAAUCUUCGGCAAAGAUUAUUAGUGCAAAUGCCCUGCAUGUUACUCUCUCGGCGACAACAGUAUUGAUAGCAUCUUCAAUUAUACCCUCGAUCGGUGGCAAUUUGGAAGAAGUUACAUCUCCUCAUGCACUCGGCGUCAUGAAGGCAUUUGAGAUCCUUGAGGCACAUGAACCGCACGUCGAGGGGGCUGCUGAGACUCGGAACAAGUUGCAGCAGUUUUUAGAAACUACCAAGAAUGCAACUAGAAUUCAACAGGGAGCACGAGUCCAAGAUAAUCCCAGCGAGGAUCAAAGUUCUGCUACAUUUACGAACUCUGAAGAAGGAGAUCUCUUUAGUGGGAUUGAUCUCAGUGGUGAUCUGUGGGAUCUUACAUUUGAUGGCUUGUUAUACUUGUAG